Molecule: messenger RNA, 810 nt
Organism: Calidris pugnax (ruff)
Lineage: Eukaryota; Metazoa; Chordata; Aves; Charadriiformes; Scolopacidae
Product: histone H4
Exons: 1
Coding region: 14-325 (103 amino acids)
Biological process (GO): nucleosome assembly
Cellular component (GO): nucleosome
Molecular function (GO): protein heterodimerization activity; DNA binding; structural constituent of chromatin
Source: RefSeq, a predicted model, not a curated record
GCAGAGAGCAGCCAUGUCUGGCAGAGGCAAGGGCGGGAAGGGGCUGGGCAAGGGGGGCGCCAAGCGCCACCGCAAGGUGCUGCGCGACAACAUCCAGGGCAUCACCAAGCCGGCCAUCCGCCGCCUGGCUCGGCGCGGCGGCGUCAAGCGCAUCUCGGGGCUGAUCUACGAGGAGACGCGCGGCGUCCUCAAGGUCUUCCUGGAGAACGUCAUCCGCGACGCCGUCACCUACACCGAGCACGCCAAGAGGAAGACGGUGACGGCCAUGGACGUGGUCUACGCCCUCAAGCGACAGGGACGCACCCUCUACGGCUUCGGCGGCUAAAGCCUUGAUCGCCUGCCACCCCCGGACUAUCCAUCUCGAGAACCCAAAGGCUCUUUUAAGAGCCACCCACUUUUUCUUUGUAAGGAGCUGUGUCGCUUUGUGUGAUUCUAUGUUGUUAUUACCGUAAGCGGCUUCUUUUCUGUAUGGUCUCGGUCUCCCUAUCACCAACCCCAGCCCCUGUUACGGAGCUACAGCCGGACUGAUGAGCCGUUUAGGCUCUGGGCUCCUCUCUAGCGCCCUGUUGCUGCAUCAUUACCCCUCCCAGUGCUGUCUCUUUUCUCCCCGGCAGCCGCUUUGAGAAAAGCUUUCUGAGACACGAGCUAUUUCUCGACUUUCCCCGGGGAGUUUUACUGAUGCCACAAAGUCCUGGAAAGUGCUGGGGCAGCAGGUGCCAGUCCCGUGUCCCCAUUUAGGGACCCGCGGGCCGGGGAACAGAUCCCCUGCAACAACAAAAUAAAAACAACAAUAAAAAAGGCAAAAACCUA